AGCUUUCCUUUCGGAUGACAGACGAUUUUUCGAUAGUGGAAACAGUGAGUUUGGUGUUUUGUGUUUUAAAGGAUUUAUUGUUUAUUCCUCAUAUACAAAAUGGAGUGUUCGAUUGGAAUUCAAUUUAAGGAUUUUGUACUUGUUGCUGCAGACAUGACAAAUACAAUGUCUAUACUUGUAUUAAAAAGCGACGAGAAGAAAAUCUACAAGAUUUCGGAAAAGGUUAUAAUGGCAGUCUCUGGAGAAGCUGGAGAUUCGGUUCAAUUUUCCGAGUACAUUAGUAAAAAUAUGCAACUUUAUAAAAUGCGAAAUGGAUACGAAUUAUCGCCAAAAGCCGUAGCCAGUUACACUCGUAGAAAUCUUGCGGAUUAUUUGAGAUCUCGCACGCCAUACAACGUAAAUCUUUUGCUGGCUGGCCAUGACGAUGAAACUGGUCCCGAACUUUAUUUCAUAGAUUAUUUAGCAGCCUGCGUAAAAGUUCCUUAUGCUUCACACGGUUAUGGUGGAUUCUUCUCUCUCACCAUUCUCGACAGGCUCUACGAUCCUUCGAUGUCAGAAGCUGAAGCCUAUGAACUAAUGAAAACAUGUGUUCGUGAAAUUCACAAGCGAUUAAUUGUGAAUCUACCAAAUUUUAAAGUACAAAAGGUAUCAAAGGAUGGAAUCACGGAAUUGGCACCAAUAAUGGCACAGAAUCUAGCAGUCGAGAAUGCAGCGAAAGCUUAAUUAAUAAAACUCUCAAUAUUUUCUACAUAAAAAAAAGAAAACAAUUGUUUUUAUUAUUAUAUAAUUUCAAUAAAAAUAAGGAAUUUGGAA
Molecule: messenger RNA, 813 nt
Organism: Leptopilina heterotoma
Lineage: Eukaryota; Metazoa; Arthropoda; Insecta; Hymenoptera; Figitidae
Product: proteasome subunit beta type-2-like
Exons: 3
Coding region: 100-723 (207 amino acids)
Biological process (GO): proteasomal protein catabolic process
Cellular component (GO): proteasome core complex
Source: RefSeq, a predicted model, not a curated record